This is a messenger RNA of Sclerotinia sclerotiorum 1980 UF-70, 1230 nucleotides long. RefSeq lists its product as hypothetical. The coding region runs from base 1 to 1230 and encodes 409 amino acids. The record is from RefSeq and is a predicted model, not a curated record. Lineage: Eukaryota; Fungi; Ascomycota; Leotiomycetes; Helotiales; Sclerotiniaceae. The transcript is spliced from 4 exons.
AUGUCUUAUGAUAUUGAUGUACCUUCCACAUUAGUACUGGGUGGCCUGAGAGUUCGAAUAGAAUAUACGGCCGUACUACAUAUCUACAAGAUCAUGACGCCCACUUCGACUCUGUCACCCGCAACUGAUGCCACAUACCAUGGAACUCGUUUGGUAAUCUUCACAGCAAUAUGGAUUCCCGUCCUUGUAAUCUGUGUUGCGCUGCGGUACUUUGCACGCUGGAUGAUCAGAGGGCCUUGGGGAAUAGAUGAUAUUCUCGUCUUUACGUCUUUAUUUCUCCAAUUAGGCCAAGCCGGUAUAAGUAUUGCUUCGGUCAAGAACGCCGGUGUUGGUUAUCACGUCUCAUAUCUAGAAUCAACAGAUCCCGCAUUAGUACAAACAUGGGGCAAGUAUCUUGUCGCCAUCGCGACAGUAUACUUUGGCGGCGUCAACAUCCCAAAGCUUGCCAUUCUGGCACUCUAUAAACGAUUGUUUCCCACGAAAGGAAUUCUUCUGGUUAUUCAUAUCCUCAUGGCAGCGCUGAUAGCAUUGACCAUCUCAACCAUCAUCACGAACCUCGCAGCAUGCAGACCCUUUUCCGCAAAUUGGGACUCCACUAUAAAAGCUACGUGUAUCAACAAGGAGGCAUUUUUUAUAUGGGGUAGCAUCCCAAAUAUCAUCACCGAUAUCAUCAUUUUGAUCCUUCCCAUGCGUGUUGUAUGGAAUCUCCAUGCAAAUCGGCGCAUGAAGAUUGGAUUGACCAUUACAUUUGCAGUGGGUAGUUUCGGUCUCAUAACAUCCAUCAUCCGCUUCACCACCUUCUUCCGCAACAAUUCCUUCAUCGACGGCACCUGGUCCGCCGUAGACCUCAUCAUCUGGACCCAAGUCGAAGCAGGCGUCUAUCUCAUCUCCUGCUGUCUCCCCACCUGGCGCCCCAUCCUCGAACGCAUCGGCCAGAAGAAUUUCCUCCGCAAACUCAUCAGUCGCGUCACAGCCACCGUUGCCAAACCCCCCACGAACGUAACCAGCGAGGGUAGCUCAAAUAUUCAACUCCAAUCGAAUCUUAGCAAACGCGGUAAGGGGUUUCAUCGCUUGGAAUCUGGUGGGGGGGAUAAUUCUGCACAGAAUAUUUUGGUUACGAAGGAUGUUACUGUGGUGGAGGGAAAACCGGGGUUGGAUGAUCUAGAUGGUUAUAGGGAGGCUUCUAGGAAGGAAAAUUUUGAUUGGGGGGAUCCGGAACGUCAUGUUUAG